AUGCCGCUGCACUUGGCCAUGUUGUUAGAUCAAAAGGAUGGAGCAGAUGUCACGUUCAAUGUUGGAGGGGAGAUCAUUGUAGCGCACAAGAUCAUUCUUGCGGCGCGAUCACCCGUGUUCCAGGCACUGUUUUAUGGGCAAAUGAGUGAGACGAGGAUGGGUCAUGUAACCAUUGAAGACAUGCAGCCAGUUAUUUUCAAGGCCCUCCUGCGUUUCAUCUAUACUGGCUCGCUGCAUGGCAUGGGCGAUGAUCCUGAUGGGGAUGUUAACAGGGAUAUGCUCUGGCAUUUACUUGCCGCUGCUGAUAGAUAUGCCAUUGAUAGGCUAAAGUUGAUAUGUCAGAGCAUCCUAAGCAAGAAUCUUCACGUGGAGACCGUGGCAACUACAUUAGCUUUAGCUGAUCAGCAUAACUGUGACAAGCUUAAGGAGAUUUGCAUUGAAUUCAUCACGACGGAUAACAUGAAUGAUGUGGUGGCAACCAAGGUUCACAAUUUCGGCGGAAUUUCGGCGAAAUUCCGGACAAUGCCGGACAUAGUGUGGGAGCAUGGCCAAAAGAUCAGGGGUGGUUUCAAAUGCAAGUAUUGCAGGGAGGAGAAGAGUGGGGGAGGAGCAACAAGGUUCAAAGAGCAUUUGGCACAUAGGGGGAAAGAUGUGAAGGACUGCCCUUCGGUUCCAGCCGAAGUUAAGGCCUUCUUUAGUGAGCAGUUGGACAGGAACAAGGCUAGAGCUAAAGCAAGGGCCCGAGAAAAGCUGCUGAGGGACCAAUCUGCAAGGGGGCCGCACAUUGAUCUAGAGAAAGAGGAAGGCCAGGGGCUCGACGAGGAUGCAGAACUACAAGCGGCCUUACACCAGUCCCGCCAAGAGUAUGAAUUUAUGCAGCAAGCUGGGCCACGAUAUGAUAGGGGUGGCGGAUCGGGAUGUAGUAGUCGUCCUGAUCGAGGGAGUGGUGGUGUAGGAGCAGGUGGUGGUGUUGGAGGCAGUGGUGGACCGCUGCCUUCGAUGUUCAGAAGGAGCCAGUCACAAGUCCCCGAGAGGGUUAGGGACUACCAUCUAGGGUUGAGCAGUGGUCCACGUCAGCAAAGGAUUGAUACCGGCCCAUGGACUGUCAAGGGGAGGACAUCAAGAGAGCUUCUAGGGAGGGCAUGGGCGAAGGCGUGCCAUGCUGUCGGUAUUCCCGGCCGGAAAGUCGAUGACCCAUACUUUAAAGCUGCGAUCGUGGAGACCCAGAAACAAGGUGUUGGAAUCAAAAUACCAUCAGGGAGGGAGAUAGAUGGAAAAUAUUUGGAUGAGAAUGUGAAGGAGAUAGGGAAAGAGAUAGAGAAGUGGAAGAACGAGUGGGAUGAAUGUGGAGUCACGAUCAUGUGUGAUUCGUGGACGGGGCCUAUGCGUAACUCGGUCAUUAAUUUCUUGGUGUAUAGCGGUGGCACCAUGUAUUUCUUGAAGUCCAUCAAUGCGUCCGACAAAAUACAGGACCAUCAAUACUUGUUGAAGGAGAUACGAGCAGUGGUCAUGAAAGUGGAGCCUCACAAUGUGAUUCAGCUUGUCACGGAUAAUGGUUCGAACUACAAAAAAGCCUGCAAAAUUAUCUGUCAUGAGUUCCCUACCAUUGCAUGGCAGCCUUGCCUUGCCCAUACCAUCAACCUUAUGCUGAAGGACAUAGGGAAGUGGCCGGAGCAUGAUGCUUGUAUUCGAAGCGCGCAACGAAUUUGCAGCUGGCUCUACAACUCCAACAGUUUACACAGCAUGAUGAGGGAAGCCAUCGGUGGAGAGUUGGUCAAGUGGAAUGUAACAAGAUUUGGGACCAACUACAUGUUCCUUGAAAGCAUGUAUAGGAAGAAGGACCAGUUCAUGACAUGGUUAGUGUCACCUGAGUUCCGACGGUCCCGCCACUUCAAAAGUGAAACUGGAAGGUACAUUUACGAAUGCAUCACAAGUCUUCAAUGGUGGGCGAAUAUGGAGUAUGUGAUCAAUGAUGUUGAGCCUCUGUACAUGUUUUUGAGAUUUGCUGACACAGACAAGACACCUAAUUUGAGUGAGGUGACAAUGGAGUAUCAAAACAUGAGGCAAACAUAUGCCAGCAAGUUCAGCAGUGACUACCCCCGGUUUGAAAAGAUCAUGGCUGUGAUAGAUGCAAGGAUGAACACAGUGAUGUCAUCAGCAAUUCAAAAUUGGAUGAAGCUUUUAAGAUGUUCACUGACAUAG
Messenger RNA from Panicum virgatum (switchgrass), 2202 nucleotides. RefSeq lists its product as uncharacterized. The coding region runs from base 1 to 2202 and encodes 733 amino acids. The record is from RefSeq and is a predicted model, not a curated record. Lineage: Eukaryota; Viridiplantae; Streptophyta; Magnoliopsida; Poales; Poaceae. The transcript has 5 exons. Gene Ontology annotation, molecular function: protein binding; DNA binding.